GAUGUGGACACAGAGCUUGAGGUCAAUGUACUUGAUGAUGUGGACACAGAAGAAGAAGUUGAGACACUUGACGAUGAGGACACCGAGCUCGAAGUGGACACACUUGAUGAUGUCGAAACAGACGACGAUGUCGAAAUGCUAGUUGUGGUUGGUGUUGAAACACUUAAUGACGUUGAUAUCGAGGACGAUGUGGAGACAGAACUUGAAGUCGACACACUCGACGACGUCGAAACAGACGACGAAGUUGAGAUACUUGUGGUGGUUGGUGUCGAGACACUCGAUGAUGUUGAUACUGAGGAAGAUGUGGAGACAGAACUUGAUGUUGAAACACUUGAUGAUGUAGAAACACUCGAUGAAGUUGAAAUGGAGGAUGAGGUUGACACAGAACUUGAAGUUGACACACUUGAAGACGUCGACGAAGAAGUGGAAGUUGAGACACUUGUGGUAGUUGGUGUUGACACACUUGAUGAUGUUGAUACUGACGAGGAUGUGGACACAGAGCUUGAGGUCGAUGUACUUGAUGAUGUGGACACAGAA
Molecule: messenger RNA, 537 nt
Organism: Porites lobata
Lineage: Eukaryota; Metazoa; Cnidaria; Anthozoa; Scleractinia; Poritidae
Source: the annotation of a GenBank genome assembly